Hippopotamus amphibius kiboko is the source of this 1125-nucleotide messenger RNA. It is a transcript of the gene CCL17, whose product is annotated as C-C motif chemokine ligand 17. The record is from RefSeq and is a predicted model, not a curated record. NCBI's taxonomy places the organism in Eukaryota, Metazoa, Chordata, Mammalia, Artiodactyla, Hippopotamidae. The coding region runs from base 465 to 995 and encodes 176 amino acids. The transcript is spliced from 7 exons. Gene Ontology annotation, cellular component: extracellular region. Gene Ontology annotation, biological process: monocyte chemotaxis; neutrophil chemotaxis; positive regulation of GTPase activity. Gene Ontology annotation, molecular function: chemokine activity; CCR chemokine receptor binding.
UUACUUCUUCUCAGUCAUGUGCUUUCCUGGAUAAAUAAUGUUUUGGUUGCUGGGAUUAAAGAAAAGAUCUAGUGCUAGGCUGGCUUUUCCCAGAUGAGCACAAACUUCAGCGGCCAGACUCGUGCAGGAUCUCAUUAAUCUCGCCGAAUCGGCUGCUGGUGGUGGUGCCUCUGAACCUAGGAUAAUUCCAAAGCAGGGCAUGCUUUGCAAGAGAUGCCCCUCUCUUACUGUCAAGGGAUCUUGGAGGUAGAUCAAGAUCCCAGAGGACAGAAUAGAAUUAUUUAUAAUGAGCAUCUUGUUUUUUAGCCAUACAGGAGUGGAAUGUAACGUGGUGAUCUUUGGCUGUGUGACAUUAGACUGGAUGAAGUUCAUCCUUAGCCCACCAGCUGUUAAUGAAUUAUCUGGAAUUCUCACUGAGUGGAGCUGGAAAGUAGAGGGUUUUGUAUUUGCUCUGAGAUGUACUGAUGCUUGGGAGUUCUGACUCAGAUAUGCUGGUGAUCACUGCAGCAGACAAGGAGCAGCCUGAUGGAGUUGAAGUCCCAUCUGCACGAGCACUGAGAUGCCUGAGAGACGUCGUGUACCCAUGCAGCCUGCUGACCACCGGAGGAGGACUUCCCGGCAACCUGAAGUUCCUCCAGGCCCAGAGGGACCCACACACAGAGACCUUCUCCCGGGCUCCUGGCACCAUGACCUCCCUGAAGAUGCUGCUUCUGAUCGCCCUCCUCCUGGGGGCUUCCCUGCAGGACACCCAUGCAGCUCGAGGAGCCAAUGUGGGCCGGGAGUGCUGCCUGGAGUACUUCAAAGGAGCCAUUCCUCUCAAGAAGCUGGUGAGGUGGUACCGGACCUCUGGGGAGUGUCCCAGGGACGCCAUCGUGUUGGUGACUCUCCACGGCAAAUCCAUCUGUUCAGACCCCAAGGACAUGCGGGUGAAGAAGGCAGUCAAGUAUUUGCAAGCCACCAUGAAGCCACGUGACCCGGUCGUCCAGAAGUCCUGACUUCUCCCUGGACCACUUGGACACUUCCCGCCUCCAUGUUCACUACCCCAACCCCAAGCUCCCUGGGUCCAAUGGAGGCCUUACAAGGAUAAAGUAGCCCCUUGUCCCCUUUUCUGAUUAAAGUUUUUCU